GUGCCACCGAACCCUAGUUGCAAGCUCAUUUUGCCUGCUUCCGCGAGCUGCUCCAACGCUCGUUCGCGGCGCGCGCGUGCCGGCCAUGGCGGAAGGCCUGCUGCGGUGGCUCUGCGUGCGCCGGUGGCGUUUCCGUCGGGGCAGGCGCGUGGCGCGGCUGGUGCUGUGGGGCGGGGAGGCGCGGGCGGCGGAGCCCGGGAGGGCGGUCGGGGAGGUCAUGGUGGAGCACGCGGGGCGUGUGGUGUGCCGCGCCGACGGGUUCCGGAUCGGGCGCCCGGUGCCGGUGCUCGACAUCGAGGACCGGCUCGAGGCCGAUCGCACGUACCUCGUCGUCCCCGUGGACCGGCUCCCGUGCGGCGGGGUCCUCACCGCGGCGUCGCUCGCGGCGCUCUCGCACGGCGGCGGCGGUGGCAAGGGCGCCGGUGGUGGUGGCAAGUCGUCGGCGGCCCCGGCGGCGUCGCUGGCCGGGGGCUCGAGGAGCCCGUUCGAGUACGCGAAGGACGAGGACGGGCGCACGGUUAUCAGGGUCACCGAGGAGUUCAUCGUGAGGGCCGUCACGGGAGGUGGCAAUGGCAAGACGCGUGGCGGCAGCGGGGACAACACCGACGGGUGCGGUGCGCUUUGCAGCACGCCGGAGCUGAGGAAGCACUACGAGCUGCUGGUGGGCGCGGAGAGGGGGCGGCCGUGGUCGCCGCAGCUGGACACGAUCAAGGAGCGGAAAGGGCGGAGGCUCGUGGACGUCGUCAGCCCGGGGAGGCUGUCGCCGGUGAGGCUGCUGGGGAUGGACAAGGGGCUCAGAUAGGAUAGGUAGGAGCACGAUCGCAAACAAGCCAAUGACACCACCAUCUCAGAUCUCACUGGACUCAUGCUGCUGGGGUUUCUUUGGCUGAAGAUGUUGAUUCUCGAUUGGAAUCGCACAUGUCGAUAAAUGGAGGCCUUUGAGUUUUAA
This is a messenger RNA of Setaria italica (foxtail millet), 949 nucleotides long. RefSeq lists its product as uncharacterized. Lineage: Eukaryota; Viridiplantae; Streptophyta; Magnoliopsida; Poales; Poaceae. The coding region runs from base 86 to 802 and encodes 238 amino acids. The record is from RefSeq and is a predicted model, not a curated record. The transcript has a single exon.